This is a messenger RNA of Aspergillus clavatus NRRL 1, 1647 nucleotides long. Its product is annotated as TPR domain protein. Lineage: Eukaryota; Fungi; Ascomycota; Eurotiomycetes; Eurotiales; Aspergillaceae. The record is from RefSeq and is a predicted model, not a curated record. Bases 1 to 1647 code for a protein of 548 amino acids. The transcript has a single exon. Gene Ontology annotation, cellular component: intracellular anatomical structure. Gene Ontology annotation, molecular function: protein binding.
AUGGAAACCUACUACGACCUCGGCUCUUAUCAUCGGCCUGUGAGCACCGCAGACCCCCAGGCUCAGCUCUGGUUCAACCGCGGCCUGGUCUGGACCUAUGCCUUCAACCAUGAAGAGGCAGCCAAGUGCUUCGAGAAGGCCAUCGCGCUAGACUCCAAGUGUGCCAUGGCCUACUGGGGCCUCGCCUACACCUCGGGUCCCAACUACAACAAGCCGUGGGAGUUCUUCGACCAGCACGAGCUCGAAGCGACGGUGCAGCGCACCCACGAAGCCGUAGAGAGCGCCCAGGCAAACACAGCCGCGGCCACGCCCGUUGAGGCCGCACUCGUCGACGCGCUGCUGUACCGGUACCCGCAGGACCGGCCGGCGGGGGACUGUUCGUCUUGGAACCAGGGCUACGCAGAUGCCAUGGAGAGGGUCUACGAGCGGUUUCCGGAUGACCUGGAUGUCGCGACGCUGUAUGCGGAUGCACUGAUGAAUCUGACGCCGUGGGCGCUGUGGGAUCUCAAGACCGGGCAGCCGGCGCCUGGUGCGCGCACUUGGGAUGUCAAAACUGUGCUGGAUCGUGCGUUGGCGCAGCCGGGUGGACUGGCUCACCCGGGGCUGCUGCAUCUGUAUAUACACCUAAUGGAGAUGUCUGGGUCUCCCGAGAGCGCGCUGAGAGCGGCGGACCAUCUGCGUGGGCUCGUGCCGGAUGCUGGACACUUGAACCACAUGCCUACGCACCUGGACAUUCUAUGCGGCGACUAUCGCCGUGCAAUCGCGUCUAACUCGGAAGCCAUCCGGGCAGACGAAAAGUUUCUUGCGCGGGCGGGCCCGGUCAACUUCUACACGCUGUAUCGAUCGCAUGACUAUCACUUCCGCAUCUACGCUGCCAUGUUCGCUGGACAAUCUCGAGUAGCGCUGGAGACCGCGGCGGAGCUCGAGGCCUCGAUACCCGAUGAGCUGUUGCGGGUUGAGUCACCACCGAUGGCGGACUGGCUGGAGGGAUUUCUCGCCAUGAAGGUACAUGUGCUGAUCAGGUUCGGGCGCUGGGAGGAUAUCCUUGCGCUGGAACUGCCCGAAGAUCAGACCCUAUAUUGCGUGACAACAGCGAUGGUACACUACGCCAAGGGGGUAGCGUCCGCUGCUCUCGGAAAACUGGAAGAAGCGGACAAAGCGCGGGCGCUGUUCCACGACGCUCUGAGUCGAGUCGCGCCGACUCGGAUGCUCUUCAACAAUAAAUGUGUCGAUAUUCUGGCGAUUGCGAACGCCAUGCUGGAUGGAGAAAUUGAAUACCGGCGUGGAAACUAUGAUGCGGCGUUUGACCACCUUCAACGAUCGAUCGCGUUAGAUGACGGAUUGCCCUAUGACGAGCCCUGGGGCUGGAUGCAGCCGACUCGUCAUGCAUAUGGUGCUCUCUUACUGGAGCAGGGCCAUGUCGAGCAAGCCGCGGCGGUGUACAGUGCAGACCUUGGGAUGGACGAUACACUACCGCGCGCACUGCAGCAUCCAAAUAAUGUGUGGUCGCUACAUGGGUACCACGAGUGUUUGAUGAAGCUUGGACGGACGGCCGAAGCAAGGAUCAUUCAGCAGCAACUAAAGCUCGUUGUCGCAACAGCCGAUGUGCCGAUCCGAUCAUCCUGCUAUUGUCGUCGAGGGAGAUAG